Pectinophora gossypiella (pink bollworm) is the source of this 5663-nucleotide messenger RNA. RefSeq names its product zinc transporter ZIP9 (gene Zip102B). Gene Ontology annotation, molecular function: metal ion transmembrane transporter activity. The record is from RefSeq and is a predicted model, not a curated record. Lineage: Eukaryota; Metazoa; Arthropoda; Insecta; Lepidoptera; Gelechiidae. The coding region runs from base 214 to 1089 and encodes 291 amino acids. The transcript is spliced from 6 exons. Gene Ontology annotation, biological process: transmembrane transport; zinc ion transport. Gene Ontology annotation, cellular component: membrane.
UAAGCCAAGUUGUCAAAAUUUCGUAAAAGUAGCGAUGGUGCUUUCGAUAUAUUUUUAUUGAAAUUUCUCACAUAAAAGCAGUCAUAACUUAACAUAAUCUGGCGAAUCAUGAAUGAUCAAAACUCAGUUUUGAUUUAGAAGCCAUUCCUGCCUUUUGGCCGCGUAUUUAACUUAACUUUCGUUGUGAAAAUUGUGUAGUUGAAAUUUUCGAUCAUGGAUGGUACUUGGGUCCUUGUUUUGCUCGCUUUGGUGAUGUUAAUAGGGUCCUAUGUGGCUGGAAGUAUACCCUUAAACGUGUCUAUGUCUGAGGAUAAAUUGCAAAAAGUAACAGUAUUCGGAGCAGGAUUGCUAGUCGGGACCGCUCUAGCUGUGAUCAUCCCGGAAGGGGUCCGUGCUUUGCUCAGUGAGCAUGCACCGCCUCUUGUGACCAAGGACUACACAGCAGAGCCUCCUCAUAAUGAUGAUAUUCAUUCGGUCAUCGGUAUCACUUUAGUUUUAGGUUUCGUGUUCAUGUUGCUGGUGGACCAGCUGUCAUCCCGGUAUAACGACCAGAGCAACCCCAUCGAGAAGAACGUCACAGCCACUGUCGGCCUUGUAGUGCACGCGGCAGCCGAUGGCAUCGCACUGGGCGCGGCGGCGACCACGUCUCACGCUGAUGUUGAGCUCAUAGUUUUCUUGGCCAUCAUGCUUCACAAGGCUCCUGCUGCUUUUGGCCUGGUCACAUUCUUAAUGCACGCCGGCUUGGACAGGAACCGGAUACGCAAGCAUUUGCUGGUGUUCUCGUGUGCAGCUCCGCUCCUCGCCAUGCUGACUUACUUCGGCAUCGGCAACGAGAGCAAGCAGACACUAAGCUACUUCAAUGCUACAGGUAUAGCAAUGUUAUUCUCAGCCGGCACUUUCCUCUACGUGGCGACAGUUCACGUGUUACCAGAGCUGACACAAACACACUCCCACACCCACACACUUCUUCCCACACAAGAUGGUGUACCCUCUAAAAGGGGGUACGGUGGCCUACAGUUCUGCGAAGUCCUAAUUUUGGCUGUGGGUGCUAUGUUACCCGUACUUUUGACGAUGGGCCAUAAACAUUAAAAAAUAAGCAAUAUUUUUUUUAUGUGAAAAAGGGUUUUAUAAUUUAUUAGAUAAUUUUAGGUUGAUAAUUAUCUGGAUAAUUUUAGGUUGAUAAUUAUCUAGAUAAUUUGAGGUUGAUAAUUAUAAUUAUCUAGAUAAAAUAUACAAAAAUAUAACGUAAGCAGCUUGUAACAGGCCACACUUUCGGGCGUAGGUGUCCCCUUUUCGGUUGAAGGGGGCUUCGAAUAUAAUCCACCACGCGGCUCCACUGCGGGUUGAUGGAGAUAAUUAUCUUAUAUCUUGGUAACCAUAAGUUUAUAAUUAUCUUAAAAGUCAGAGAAUUGUUUAUGAUUACUAAAUUAUCAGAAUAUAUUUCGCAUCCCCUCAAUCAACCGGAAGGGGUGAAGUGGAGCAGAAUGGUGGAGUAUGAUCCAUCUCCACCAUUCUGCAUUUUAGUGGAGUUAUUUACGUAUUAAAGUUUAUCCAAAUAAGUUUUGUAUCGCCAAACAAAACUUAAAGUUCUCAAAAAAUACUUUAUUUUGGUUUAAUUUAAAAUGAAUUAUGAAAUUUAAUUUUGUUUUAAAGUAUUUUCUUAUAUAGAUGUAUAAUCUUCCAAAAAUAAACAGAAUGCAUUUUGAAAUAUAAAAAAAAAACUGGUUAAGUGUGGUCGAAGACACACACCGAGGGUUCCGUAGCACUACAUUUUAUUUUUUCAAUAUUUUUGAGUCCAUUCUGUUUAUGAAUUUAGAAAUUGUUUAGACGCAUAAUAUAUACAAAUAAAUUAGCAAUAAACGAGUAAAUUAUAAGCAAAGUGUAUUGUGAUUUAGUCUAAAUUUUAGUGUGAUUUUAAUUUAGACACAUAUUUACAAAAAGAAAAAAAUACAGGGUUUUAGUGACAUCGUAACGAAAACUGUGAGGGAUGAUUCAGAUCAUGAUUCUGAGUUGAUAUCAAGUGGAAUUUUCCAUCGCUAAAUUAUGGAACGGAAAAUAAUUCAAAAAUACACUAAAAUUUUCACGAAUUUUCCACCGCAAAAAUAUCAGAAUUGAAAAUAAUAAAAAAAAAACUUGAAAAAAAAAUCAUGAAUUUUGCGACGGAAAAAUCCACUUGAUAUUAACUCAGAAUCAUGGUCUGAAUCAUCCCCCUCAGUAUUCGUUACGAUGUCACUAACACCCUGUAUAUUUACUAUUGGGAAAGACAUCUUUUUCCUUGCGUGGUUUAAAAAUAAUUUGAAAUGCGAAAGAUUUUUAAAUGUAAAAAAAAAAUAUUAUCCCUAUGAACCAAAUAGACAAUGAUGUAAAUGGCCCACGUCCCCAUUACUGGACGCAGACCUCACUACAUCUAUCGGAAGUAGUACGAAGCACACUCCACCACACUGAUUCAACCAUUCCUCUAGUUAAAUAAUAAUUAAUUAGACGAAAAAAGACACGAAAAAUUGUAUUGACAUGUUUUGUUUUUUUUUUAAGUUGUAACGUUUUUUAAUUUAGACAUUAUAGUCUAUGGUUACAGACAAAUGUCACUUUGACAGUUACAUUUCGGUGGGUGUAUUUUUCCUACUUAUCGCGUCAACUUUUUCCUAUAUGUAAGUAUUUAUAUUGUAAAAAGGUGUUUGACCUCUUUUGUAGAACGUCAAUGUGAAAGUGACAUUUCUCUUACCAUAGUUUGUUUGUUUUGGUUUUCCCCGAAGCUUGAAGACUGCAUUAUUGAAUGUGGCGCCAUCUGUUGCAUGUGGGCGGAACUAGCUGGCCAACUAGUUGGGUCCGCCACACAAUAAAUAUAUAUUUUUUUAUAAUACAUAAGCUUUGUUUUGUUUCCAAGGUAGGAAAAUUUCCGGUACGGUACAGUCAUGAGCAAUAUAGUGUACCCACUUUAGGACUCUGUCGCACUAACAUAUUUGACAUUUAGUGAGACUUACAGUUCAAUUUGUCAAAAAAGCUAAUGUGACAUGGUACCAAAGUGUAUACAUAUUAAUGCUCGUGACCGUACAUCACUGGAGAAGACGCUAUUUGUAUGAAAUAAAAAAUGAACAAUUAAAAAUAUGUUUAUGUUUUAAAAGCGGACAAAUUCCUUUUGUAUGUUCCGAGAAUUUGUAGGCGGGAGUUGCCAAGCGCAUGCGUUCCCCUGCCGAAGUUCGAUAAGCUACAAAAGUCCAAUCAGUUUCUUGCAAAGUAAUAAAUUAACUGGUUGCACUUAAGAAUUCCUAGUUACAUGUCGUUUCUGUAAUAGACCAAAAACACCUAAAAAAACAAAUUUUAUAAUUUUAACAACUAAUAGUUUAUAAUUUCACCACUGUUUACAAAUAAUGAUUCCCAAUCGGCGUUCCCCAAAAACACGAUAGAUGGCGUUGUUACGUUUUUUCUUCGUUUAACACUUUCAAGGACAGAACAUCUAAUGACGUUCUAAUUCCAAGUUGUCGUACUCUCAUACUACCUAUUAUGAACCAUCAAUGACCCAUAGUCUCUGUCCGUGAAAGGGUUAAACUUCAAAUUUCAUAGAUAACAGACAUAAAAUAUGCAUAUGCAUCUUUUAUCUUUAUUUUUAGGUGUAAAUGAUGAGCCUUUUUGUUACACCAAGGUACAAUUACAACUUCCACCCAUUAUUAUUCUAUUCAAACUAAAGAGAAUCAUAGUAGCAACAGCUUUCUAUACAUAAUGUGGUACAAAUAUCAAGCAACAAUUAGUUUUAUAUAUGCUUCUGACAUUACAUUACAUUUUUGAAUAAUUAUGUACCCGAGCAAUGUUUUUUUUUACGUGUCUUAUUGUAGAUUUGCCGCAGAUGGCAUUAACUACUUGGCCGGACAAAUGGGGAGCGCUGAGGGCUCUCACCCGGUACAACGUUUAAGACAACAGGCCUGAGGGUGCCCUGUUGGGUGCGAACCACGGGUCAGGGCGUCGUCUGAGAGGAAAAAAUAUUUGAAAGAAUUAAUCGAUAGCCAUAAGCGAUGAUUGAGGGAAAUCGUCGACCACGCCGGCGGGGUCGGUAUCGUCCUAAAGUGCCUAAAGUGUUUGGUGUCGCGAGCUGAUUGGCUGCCUCUAUGGCUAGAGUAAUCGGGUCGUCGCCUGAGCAAUGAGAAAAUAGGUAAUUAUUACGUUAAAAGUGAACAACGCCAUCUAUCGUGUGUUUGGGGAACGUCGAUUGGAAAAUACCUCAUUUGGCUCAGUGACUGAACUUUUUGCUCUUUGAUUCUACAUGUAAGAUUGGUUCGUGUUUUGUUUUGGUAUGCAUUUUAGACGUUGAUGUUUCCUUACGAGUGUGCGGCAGUGAAUAUAUGUACGGUCAGGAGUACUAAUAUGUACCACUUUACUAACAAAAAUUGCAAUUACUUUGAUUAUUUUUUUCGUUGACACUUACACCGCAAGCUGCCAUUGUUUUUGUUGUGAUUGAACGCGGCAAGAUUCGGUACUAAUUAUACAAAUUGCCGCGUUAUUUUACAAACGGCGCUCGACUCAUUUCGGCAUAUUGCAAAACAGCGGUCGUUUCGAAUCUGACGACGCUUUUUGUAAUCAAACGGAUUAGACUAUCUGCCGACGACAUGUACACUUUGAAACCAUGUCACAUUAACUUUUUUGAAAAAUGAAACCGUAAGUCUCAUUAAACGUCAAAUAUGAUAGAACGACAGGGUUCUAAAGUGGGUACAUGAUAUUGCUCAUGACUGUACACCUUUAAGUCUUAGCUGGAAGACUAAAAAAAUGUAAUUUAUUAAGUAUUUUGUAACAUCAAUUGUGCUGAUUUCUGUACAUAAACAGCCUAUAUACGUCCCACUGCUGGGCACAGGCCUCCCCUCAAUCAACCGGAGGGGGUAUGGAGCAUACUCCACCACGCUGCUCCACUGCGGGUUGGUUGGUGUGCGGCUGUACACACCAUCUAAUUUUAUUUUAAGUUAUACCUGUCAUUUUCUUAUCCGCCGAAAAGGAAAGGGACGGGUAAUCGACAAGCAUAAAAUUUAUGGAAAACACGUCCAUUUUAAGCAGGUAUUUUAAAAUCCCUCCGAUUCUUAUUGCCCAAUAACCCGACUGAAUUAGGUUGAUAGCACACGACAAACAGGUUGCAUGCCGCCGAGAUUCCUAUUUUAUUCAUUGUAAAACAGUUGUCAAUCACCCGUCCCUUUCCUUUUCGGCGGAUAAGAAAAUGACGGGUGUAACUUAAAAUAAAAUUAGGUAGUGUCUGCAGGAAUCGGGGCCAGUGUUGUACUUAAGAUAUCUAAUUAUAUAUAUUUUAAUAAUUAAAACACAUAAUAACGGGUUCUACCGCGUUUAAAGCAGGGAUAUGAGACUCCCGAUAUUUCGAUACUGUUGCAAGCAAUCCUUGCCAAUGCUGGUCAAUGGAAAAUUAAAGCUUAUUUUCUUUCAGGGUAGACAGAAUAUUCAGAGAACCUACACUUUUCUUUUAGGACACUAUAACAUAAAAUAGCAUUGCGCCUGUAUCCCCUAAGGGCAGAGGUGUUUACUAUAUACAGGGUGUUAAUUAUGACACACCCUGUAUAUGUAUUUGUACAAUAUCUUAGAUGAUAUGUAUUUUUAUUGUAUAUAAUAUACAUAAAUGUUUAUUUUGUGUUGUUUUAAAAAUGAAUGUAUAAAAUAAAUCGCUUCUUUGAAUA